GCUGUGCCGUGGUAUAGUGAGGAAAUUGCCGCAAAGAGACUAGUCUGCUACACAGUCGUUUUUAGUGCCGUCACGCAACGCUCCUCCCCACUAACGGAUGCUGAAAACCGAACCACAUUCCUUUCCCUUUGUUUUUGUGGUCUAACGAACAAACCAAUCAUGUAUAAGAAACUUGACAAUACGUGAGCCGCAGGGCGCUAGGAGCGAGCACGCUUCUCAUUUUUCGACAAAUCAAUCAAUCGUCGCUGAAUUUUGAUGGGCUCUGUGUCUAAACGCAAGGAAAAGGUUGUUUGCAGAAAAGUUUGUUUUAAGCGGUUAACAAAAUUAAAAGUGAAAAAAAAAAAAAGUUUGAUAGGCCUGCAAGACUCUUCCAGGAUCGGUUAGUUCUUUUUAACGUGCAUAUGUAUGAUGAAUUUCAUGUGCCGGAUGUGCUCAUUGUGUGUUCUUGUACAUGUGAAGACUGUGAAGAUUAAACUCUCAGGGGUACUGAUUCAAACAAAAGCAAUCUUAUGAAUUAUCGAUAAGCGAUUUCCCGAAACUAUACGCGGCAAUUUUAUAUGCACAUAGAUGUUGUGCACCAUAUUUGCUCGACUUGCUUGCUGUUGCUGCUUAUCUCAAAAAUUUUGAAAGGACUCGACUACGACAACACUACUCUAGUUGAUUGCUUGUUUUCACGCGACGAUUUUGAUUGUUCUGUCAUUCACACAUGGGGCAACGAUAAAAGCAAAGCUGUGAUUGGAGGAGUCACCAUACCGCAAACGUAGCGCGAACACCUUCCAGAAAAUGGGAGCUGAAUUCUAAUUGGCUAAUCGCGGGAAACGAAUGUGGUUCGGUUUUCAGCGGCCGUUAGUGGGGAGGAGCGUUGCGUGACGACACUAAAAACGGCUGUGUAGCAGACUACAGAGAGACGCAAACGUCGUAAAUUGGAAAGGCGUUGGCGUAAGUCUGGAACUGAAGCAGAUAAACUGCAAUAUGCCGAUCAGUGUAGUAGAAUUCGUAAGCCCUUGAAAUCUUCAAAGAUGAGUUAUUACGCUUCGCUUAUUAAUGAAAAUAAAUCGGAUUCCAAAGUUUUAUUUAACACCAUAGACCGUGUGCUGCAUCGUACGCCUCAAAACCACUAUUCAUCCUGUGACUCUCCAAAGGAAUUAUGUGAUAAGUUCGCUGACUUUUUCUGUGACAAAAUUGUGACAAUCAGGCAUCAACUGGAUACGUUAUCUUUUACUGAUGCUCCUGCUUGUCCAUUGAUUGAUGACGCCUUUUAA
Porites lobata is the source of this 1262-nucleotide messenger RNA. NCBI's taxonomy places the organism in Eukaryota, Metazoa, Cnidaria, Anthozoa, Scleractinia, Poritidae. The record is from the annotation of a GenBank genome assembly.